AUGCAUUACUCUACUCUUACUACCCUUUCCGCUCUUGUCACCAUGACAUCCGCUCUCGGAAUCAACUGUCGCGGCUCAGGACUAUGCUCUGGUGGCGCCGGCAACCUCAUCAAUCUGAAAGCAAUUGUCGACAACAUUCAACCACGAGACCGCCACUAUGAGACAGGCCAGCAAGUCGCUUGUACUGGUGACACUUGCGCUUUCUUUCAGAGUAGCGCAACCGGUACUGCUGAUGAUGUGUCCUGGGCCCUACAGGCCCUUCUUGACCACGGCUGUAAGAAGUGUGGGUCUGUCCCCAUGCAGGAUGGCAACAACGUCGAUGAUGGGCAGUUGACAGUCAACUUUGUCAGCGACCCUAGUUGCCAGGGAGCAUGUUAA
Fusarium pseudograminearum CS3096 is the source of this 378-nucleotide messenger RNA. It is a transcript of the gene TOX2, whose product is annotated as TOX2. The transcript has a single exon. The record is from RefSeq and is a predicted model, not a curated record. Bases 1 to 378 code for a protein of 125 amino acids. NCBI's taxonomy places the organism in Eukaryota, Fungi, Ascomycota, Sordariomycetes, Hypocreales, Nectriaceae. Gene Ontology annotation, cellular component: extracellular region.